CGUGACACAGAAUCUUGCAAAACUAGAUGUCAGGAAAGCUCCAGACUGAGCAUGCGCGGACUGCUCCACGCAUGCUCCGUUGCUUUGGGAUAGCUUAAAAAAUCCCUAGCUCAGAGACCUUGGAAGCCCAGAUUGUUAGGGGGCGGUUGUGAUAGUAGCGUGGGCAUGGGGACCAGAAGGGAAGAAGGGAGAGAGUGUGGCGGCCAGGCACGCUGGACCGUAGCGUUGUUUUGGCUGACGGUGGCCGCUAACUUGUCUUCCGCUUGGGGAAGCGGCGGCCGCCAGCAGCGGCAGUGGCCAGUGCCCUACAGGCGUUUUGAAUUCCGUCCUAAACCAGAUCCUUAUUGUCAAGCUCAAUAUACUUUCUGCCCAACUGGUUCUCCUAUCCCAGUUAUGAAGGAUAAUGAUGUCCUAGAAGUUUUUCGAUUACAAGCCCCAGUAUGGGAAUUUAAAUAUGGUGAUCUUCUGGGACAUUUGAAUAUUAUGCAUGAUGCUAUUGGAUUCAGAAACGUUUUGACAGGAAAGAACUACACCAUGGAAUGGUAUGAACUUUUCCAACUUGGAAACUGUACAUUUCCUCAUCUCCGACCUGAAAUGAAUGCCCCAUUCUGGUGUAAUCAGGGAGCUGCCUGUUUUUUUGAAGGUAUUGAUGAUAUUCACUGGAAAGAAAAUGGGACCUUAGUCCUGAUAGCAACCAUAUCAGGAAAAAUAUUUAACCAAAUGGCAAACUGGGUGAAACAGGAUAAUGAAACAGGUAUUUAUUAUGAGACAUGGACUGUCCAGUCCAGUCCAGAAAAACAGUCAACAACAUGGUUCGAAUCUUAUGACUGUUCCAAAUUUGUGUUAAGAACAUAUAAGAAGUUGGCUGAACUUGGGGCCAAAUUUAAGAACAUACAAACCAACUACACCAGAAUAUUUCUGUAUAGUGGAGAACCUACGUAUGUGGGAAAUGAAACCUCAAUUUUUGGACCUGCAGGAAACAAGUCUCUUGCUACGGCCAUAAAGAGUUUUUAUUAUCCAUUUCGACCUCAUUUGUCAGCUAAAGAAUUUGUGUUAAGUCUUGUAAAAAUUUUUGAUGCAGUGCUGAUCCACAGGCAGUUUUAUUUGUUUUAUAAUUUUGAAUAUUGGUUUUUGCCUAUGAAGUACCCCUUUAUAAAGAUAACAUAUGAAGAAAUCCCUUUACCAAACAAACAAAACACCAGUUUCUAAAGUACUGGGACUCCUGAAGAAGGAAAUGUCAAUAUAUUUUCUUGAAUAUUCAGGGAGUAAUUUGGUCCUAUUAUGAAUCAUUCCAGGUCUCUUCUUUCAUUUAAAAAAAAAAAAAAAAACCUUUCUAGUUUUUGUAAGUGACAAGGAGAUAAAACUUAAAUCAACAAAUCCUUUUGCCUGUUAAUAUCUAUUGAGAGCUUAAAAUACGAUAUUAUAUUGGUAAAAGUUGGCCUCUUGGAUUAACUGGAUUUCUAAGUUAACACAAAAGAAAAGUAAUAGUAUCUGGGCUAUUAUUAAACAGAUUAUGUUAUAGUGUGCCUUUUACAUAAUAGGUGCUUAAUAAAUAUUUAAGUAUAUAUAAUUACUACAAUGCAAAAGUUAUAUCUUCUGUUCUUCAUGCCACUUAGGACUUUUUAAUCAGUAUCCUGUGUUGUAAUAAAUUUAGACUGCCUUUGGAUCUAAGUGCCCUGAAUGAAUUUUAUUUAUUGGAGUUUCUAAGACAUUUUUUCUCCUUAAACCUAGCAAAUGUGAAAGCUCAUUUUCUCACUAUAGACUUUCAGCUUCAGAAUUUCCUGGGAUUUCAGUGUCACAUUUUAAGCUGGGAACAUAGUGCUUCAUGGUUUGUCAUUAAACAUCUUAGAACCAGUGGGCACAAUUAACCCUUAAUAUGUUUUACCUCCCUUCCCUAACUAGCAGUGAUAUGUAGGAUUAAGUAACAAUGUUCACAUAUCGCAUUUAACUCUCUGAAACACUGUAUUUCUUGGGUAUACAGGUCUAUGUCAUAAAUUCAUGACAUGCCCCAAAUUACAAUUUUUAGUCCUUUACCUUGCUCAUUAAUCGGUUUUAGACAUAGACAGUUUUUGAAAAAGCAACCUUGUUGAAAGGAUGGCUAUAUUGUAAAGUAUUCCUCUAGAGGGCAAAUUUUAAACCUCAUACACAUUUUUUAAAAAACCAAAUAGUGUAAGUUCAUAUACAAUCCACUCUGGGUACACAGUAAAUAACAAAAGGCAGGGGGCUGCUAAGCUCUAAGCAUCUGUAUUAAGUAUAAGUUAAGUUGUUAAACAUUAUUGAAAAAUUAAGUAUCUUUAGAUGUAAUUAUGAUGUUGCCGAAGGAUAUUAUGAAUCAUAUCAUAUCAUACUUUGUGUGAUGUACAAAGUUGCUAGGAGAAAAUAGUUGUUGGGUUUUUAAUUCAUGCAAUGAAAUUUUGGUGUUGUAUAUUUGACAAUAUAUUUAUCAUUCAUACCAAUGAAUCUUAUUUCAAAUUAUAUUGAAUGUAGGCGUAAGAAAUCAUAUGAAGGAAGGUUACACUGAAUUCAGACUUAAGUCGUAGUCAGAAAAUAUUUAGAUGUAUCAAACAUUUACCUCAACAUACUAAAAAGUAUUGUAUUUAAUAAUAUUCUGGGUUAUUUGCAAAAAAAUUGCAAAUUUACACAGUAAUUGACUGUUAAAUAUGAGAUCCUCUCAUGGAGAUUGGAGCUAUCAUAUUUCUAAGUUUAAACUAUUUUAAAUAUAUCUCUCAAAAUCAUUUUAUAAAAAGAAUGCUAUAUUAUGAAUUCUUUUCAGUAGCAUUAAUUAUGUUCUUAGGUUUAGUGAGUGUACUUCUGGGGCUUUUGCUUGGUACUAGUUCUGAUAAGUUGAUAAAAUUAAUUGAAAUAAUACAAUCAAAACAAAAAUAAGAAUUAUGGUAUUCUUAAGAAAUAAUUCUUUUACUUCUAAAAGAAAAAAAUUGCAGUUUUUAAAAGCCUUAAGCUUAUUACUAUAUUAUAAUAAAAUCUUAAAUCUUCAGAGAAUGGGCUUUUAAAAAAUCAGCAAUGAGACUAUUUGAUUUAUAACUUCACACAUUCUGCAUCAGUGAUAGAGUGUAUCAUGUAAUCGAAUGGUGACAUGUCUACUGCCACACAGCUUUGAGACAAAAAGAUCUCUACGCUGAUUGAGCACAUAUUCAAAGUAGGUGAAACCUGAUUUGACUUGUUCAAACCACUUCUCUUUCUCUUCUCUCAAGCAGGGACCAAGUUUUUUCUCUCCCCUUAAACAGAAAAGGAUGAUAUUUAUUUAUACUUGAUUGAUGUUUUAUACAUAUAUAUGAAUGUAUUCCAUUCAAGAUGAUUAAAAUCAAGUAAUUAUUUCAUAAACUUUUUUCUGUGAAAUGAAGAGCCUUAUUAAGUUAAUUUUAGAUACAACAAAAAGGGUGGGGAUAUAUUUUGCAAUCAAUUAUAUUUAUAAGAAUAGUUGUAAAGGUACUCCUACAAUUUUUUGGUGAGAGGCUGAGAGAGUCUGCAAUCUAGAAACUCUUUUGGUGUGGUAUCUCACUCCCAAUCUCUGAUAGGAAAGUUCAAAAUCCACUAGAUUAGUAGUCUUAAAUCCUAUAUCCAAAUCUUGUUCUACUUACUUCAAUAUGAAUUUCUACAUGCGUCAAUUUCCUCAUGUAAAAUAAUACAGAAGUAUGCUGCCACUGAAAUAUAUAGUAUAUUACCAAUUAUGUUGGAUUUACCAAACAAAAUAAAACCCAGAACACACAGCUGCUUUUGUUAUAAAAUAUAAAAAUCCUUUUCCAGAAAAUUAAGAUUUUCCUAUGGUAAUAAAAGAUUUCUUAAGGCCUUUAAAAUCUGCCACGAAGAUGAAUGAAAACAUUAGUAAAUGAGAAAGAUUUAUUAAUUAAUAAAAAAUUGGUAGUUUAUUGACAGAAUUAAGGGGAAUGAUUUCAAUAAUGCUUUAUAUAUAAAAAUUCUUCUCACAGAUCAAAUUGAUCUUGUAUCCCUAAAAGCGCUCCCCCCUCUCACCUACAUAUUGGUGAGAAAAAAAAUGUUCGAGGGCAGGGGAUUGUAGACAAGUUUAACAAAUUUGAAACGUUUUAAAAUUGUGGAUUUGCAAAAUGGUGAGAAAAGCAAAAUUAAUCUUUUAGGGAUACUUAUAACUAAUUAUAGUUCAUUUUCUCUGCUUAGAGGUAGAAUGUAGUGCUAAUUUUUGCCACUGUCCUACUUCUGGAUAUCAAUUGUCUAUAGAUUUUUUUCAAAAAUAAUUAUUCUUCAACAAAAUUUGUGUUCAUAUUAAACUGAGCACAGAUCAAAUAAAAUUUCUCCAAACCAGAACAUUAUUGAAGCUGGAUCUAAAACUUGAGUUUUAAAGUCAGAAAAUAAUUUUUAAAUGCUUAUGUAGCUGUUUGAUUAUGGUAAUACAUCAGAAUUAAGAACUAUCUUUAUUUUCAAAUAGACAAAAAAAUAUUGAACAUAUAAAGUAUAAGUAAAAAUUUAUCUUAAAGACUAUGCAUAUUUUUAUAAAUUGAAAUUAAGUAUCUCAAGCAUAAUACAAAUCAAUUUUUACAAAACGUAAAUUUCCAAAUAAAGCUUUGGUUAUUAGGAUGUAUGUUUGUCAAAACCAUUUACUGAAGAUGUUCUUUUAAAAUACUCCAAGUAUUUAAUAAUUAUUUCUGUUAAAAAGUCAAGCAUAUGUGUUUGUUCAUAUGAGCAUGUAAAAACCAUUAUUGUUUACUUGUUACUUAUUUUUAAAUUUGGGCCAUUAUAUUGUUUCUGCUUAUUUUACAUAUAGCUGAAGAUUAAGUUCUUGUUUCAAAAUCCUAAGGCGGAUCAAAAGUAUUUAGAAGACCUUAAACUACCCUAAUCAAUAUGCAAUCCUAUUUUGAAAUAAAUAAAAUUUAUAAACAGCA
Messenger RNA from Antechinus flavipes (yellow-footed antechinus), 4874 nucleotides. It is a transcript of the gene CLN5, whose product is annotated as CLN5 intracellular trafficking protein. The record is from RefSeq and is a predicted model, not a curated record. Gene Ontology annotation, biological process: lysosome organization. The transcript is spliced from 4 exons. Bases 166 to 1209 code for a protein of 347 amino acids. Lineage: Eukaryota; Metazoa; Chordata; Mammalia; Dasyuromorphia; Dasyuridae. Gene Ontology annotation, cellular component: lysosome; lysosomal membrane. Gene Ontology annotation, molecular function: hydrolase activity, acting on glycosyl bonds.